AUGACGGGUGCGCUCGCUUGGCAGGUCACCCAAUUGAAUAAAAAAGGAAUCGUUUUGUGUUUCAGGGGGAAGUUCGCACGGGGGAUUUGCCCGGGUUCUUCCCUCUGCUGUCUCGCGUCUCUCUGUCUUCACCCUCUUCCCUUUCUCCAUCCUUGUCUCGGUUAUGCCUUACUGUGCUACAAAGCUCGAGCUUUUCUCUGCCCGACUAUCAAAGAGGUUGUUUACAAGGGCGCAUCUAUCAAUCAGCAUCACAGUAACAUCCUUGUCGCCGAGUGCGAUUCGAUCGGCAACCUAAGGUACUUUCUACCCUACCAGGUCACUACUUACCAUAUUCGAUUCUAUCUUGAUUCUCGACAUUAG
Molecule: messenger RNA, 360 nt
Organism: Linum tenue
Lineage: Eukaryota; Viridiplantae; Streptophyta; Magnoliopsida; Malpighiales; Linaceae
Source: the annotation of a GenBank genome assembly